This is a messenger RNA of Rattus norvegicus (Norway rat), 1736 nucleotides long. RefSeq names its product keratin 83 (gene Krt83). Gene Ontology annotation, molecular function: structural molecule activity. Gene Ontology annotation, cellular component: keratin filament. The record is from RefSeq and is marked validated. NCBI's taxonomy places the organism in Eukaryota, Metazoa, Chordata, Mammalia, Rodentia, Muridae. Gene Ontology annotation, biological process: cytoskeleton organization. The transcript has 9 exons. The coding region runs from base 71 to 1510 and encodes 479 amino acids.
CCCAGGGGACAUAAGGCCUCAGCUCCAAGCACUGUCAACUUCUCUCCUCGCACGUGUCCUCUCCUCCACCAUGACCUGUGGCUUUCAAACUGGAAACUUCGGCUGCGCCUCAGCCUGUGGGCCCCGUCCCGGCCGCUGCUGCAUCACUGCAGCUCCCUACAGGGGCAUCUCCUGCUACCGCGGACUCUCAGGGGGCUUCGGCAGCCGCAGCGUCUGUGGGGCCUUCCGCUCUGGCUCCUGUGGACGCAGCUUCGGAUACCGAUCCGGAGGCGUCUGCGGACCCAGCCCCCCCUGCAUCACCACCGUCUCUGUCAACGAGAGCCUGCUCACCCCCCUCAACCUGGAGAUCGACCCCAAUGCUCAGUGCGUGAAGCAUGAGGAGAAGGAGCAGAUCAAGUGCCUGAACAGCAGGUUCGCGGCCUUCAUCGACAAGGUGCGCUUCCUGGAGCAGCAGAACAAGCUGCUGGAGACCAAGUGGCAGUUCUUCCAGAACCGCAAGUGCUGUGAGAGCAAUGUGGAGCCUCUGUUCGAGGGCUACAUCGAGACUCUGAGGCGGGAGGCUGAGUGUGUGGAGGCCGACAGCGGGAGGCUGGCUGCUGAGCUCAACCAUGCACAGGAGGCCAUGGAGGGCUACAAGAAGAGGUAUGAAGAAGAAGUUGCACUCCGGGCCACAGCAGAGAAUGAGUUUGUGGCUCUAAAGAAGGAUGUGGACUGUGCCUACCUGCGCAAGUCAGACCUGGAGGCCAAUGCAGAGGCACUGACCCAGGAGAUCGACUUCCUGAGGCGACUGUAUGAGGAGGAGACCCGCAUCCUCCACGCCCACAUCUCAGACACCUCCGUCAUCGUCAAGAUGGACAACAGCCGGGACCUGAACAUGGAUUGCGUCAUUGCUGAGAUCAAGGCUCAGUACGAUGACAUUGCCAGCCGCAGCCGCGCAGAGGCCGAGUCCUGGUACCGCACCAAGUGUGAGGAAAUAAAGGCCACAGUGAUCCGGCAUGGAGAGACCCUGCGUCGCACCAGAGAGGAGAUCAAUGAGCUGAACAGAAUCAUCCAGAGGCUGACAGCCGAGAUCGAGAAUGCCAAGUGCCAGAACACCAAGCUGGAGGCUGCUGUGACCCAGUCUGAGCAGCAGGGAGAGGCUGCCCUCACCGAUGCCCGCUGCAAGCUGGCUGAGCUGGAGGCUGCCCUGCAGAAGGCCAAGCAAGACAUGGCCUGCCUGCUCAAGGAGUACCAGGAGGUGAUGAACUCCAAGCUGGGUCUGGACAUCGAGAUCGCCACCUACAGGCGCCUGCUGGAGGGCGAGGAACAGAGGCUGUGUGAAGGCGUGGGAGCCGUGAAUGUGUGUGUCAGCAGCUCCCGUGGUGGAGUUGUGUGCGGGGACCUCUGUGUGUCUGGUUCAAGGCCUGUGACAGGCAGUGUCUGCAGUGCCCCAUGCAGCGGGAAUGUGGCAGUGAGCACAGGCCUGUGUGCACCCUGUGGAAGUGGCCCCUGUCACCAGGGGAGGUGUUAGGAGUCAAGAGGGAGCCAUGAAGCAGCCUGGCCUACAAGGCUGACCUCGGAGGCCUCAAGGUCUGUUGCCCAUCCUCAGUAGCUGCCCCUCCAGCUACCUGCUGGCAAGGGGCUUGCUGCUGAUAGAUCAGCCUCCUGCCUCAGCUGCAGCCCUGGGAAUACCCAGUGCUGCUUCCUGCACCUCUGGCCUCUAGACCCUGCUGUGCAAUAAACUGUGCUGACUCUCA